AUGCCUCGCCUCCAGAACAAUUUUGUGGAAAUCAAAAUGACAGCUGGAUUCAAGUUUGUUAGAUGUCCUGGCAAGUUCAAUCUAACUCCUACUUUCACAACUGCACUCAACGUAUCAGAGCUUAUCAAGAACAAGGACAAGAAACAAGUCAUCAAAGCAAUAUAUUCCGUAUUCUCAGAGUCCUUUGUGCACAUGGUUCAUCAGUGCAGGUUUAAGUGGGAGAUGGUGCAUCUUCCCAAGUCCAUGCUUGAAUCUUUAGAUAAAAUUAAAUUCAUUGACAAGCCCUCAGCUGAAGACCUGGCCAACUCCUCAUAUAUCUUCCCUGAUCCUUCGAACUCUACUGUGAAUAUGUAA
Messenger RNA from Suillus paluster, 354 nucleotides. RefSeq lists its product as uncharacterized. The record is from RefSeq and is a predicted model, not a curated record. The transcript has 2 exons. NCBI's taxonomy places the organism in Eukaryota, Fungi, Basidiomycota, Agaricomycetes, Boletales, Suillaceae. The coding region runs from base 1 to 354 and encodes 117 amino acids.